UUUUGCCACAUGCACAACGGUCAAACUAAAAAUCGCUGUUGGAAAAAGUAAAUAAACAAAUGUCUGAUGAAGAGGAGCAUUAUAUGUCGGACAAGUUCCUGUCUGGCCUGCAGGAUGUGCGUCCCAGCUUGGUCCAUAAUCGCGGCAAGAAGCGACAGAUUGAAAUGGAAAGCAAAAAAGAGGAGCUGAAAAAGCGGCAACGGGAAGCGACCGCUUCUUUUGGAAAUAUGGACAAUGUUCGCCUACAACAGUCGCUCAAUAAACCGAUAUCUUCCGACAACAAGGGUUUUCAGCUGCUGGCCAAAAUGGGCUAUAAAGCUGGUUCUGGAUUGGGAAAACAACAAGAUGCCCGGACGGAACCUGUUGGUAUUACUAUCAAGAAUGACCGAGGGGGCCUAGGACGAGAGGCAGCCGUGGCCGAGUUAACCCUUAAGCGGCAGGAACUGCGAAGGGCCCAUCUCCUUAGCAAAGCCGGCAUCGAAUCCCACGAGGAAAUCACCACCGAAGCUUAUAGGAGGCGUGCCACACACAAGGCUGAAGAGCGCAAGCUACAGUUUGACAUUAAAAGGUGUCAGCAGACCUGCGAGUCAUUAGACCUUAAAUCUGGUAUCAGUGAACCCGAUAUGGAGUUCUUUUGGCCACCUAAACCCAAAGAGGAUGAUGAAAUAGAAAGCGAAGAUGAACCUGAAGUCGAGGAGCCACAAAAGGAGGAAUCGUACACUCCAUCGGAGCAACUAGAACUCCUCACUGGCUAUCUGCGCACCGCCUAUUCAUUCUGUUACUGGUGUGGAACACAUUACGAGGACGCUGAAGAUCUGGCCACCAACUGCCCAGGACUCACACGCGACGAUCACUAGCUCCAGUAAAAAAGGCAUAAACUAGAUUAAUUACACAUAAUUUCACAAAAUCUCUGCAGGUUAAAAUUUGUUUUACAAUAAUACGUAGUCAAAAAACA
Molecule: messenger RNA, 955 nt
Organism: Drosophila eugracilis
Lineage: Eukaryota; Metazoa; Arthropoda; Insecta; Diptera; Drosophilidae
Product: G patch domain-containing protein 11
Exons: 2
Coding region: 60-857 (265 amino acids)
Cellular component (GO): kinetochore
Molecular function (GO): nucleic acid binding
Source: RefSeq, a predicted model, not a curated record